Molecule: messenger RNA, 4786 nt
Organism: Lepisosteus oculatus (spotted gar)
Lineage: Eukaryota; Metazoa; Chordata; Actinopteri; Semionotiformes; Lepisosteidae
Source: RefSeq, a predicted model, not a curated record
CUUAUAUCACAAAUUGUGAAAAAGUUUUGUAAGACAACACAAAUUAUCUUAUAAUUGUUAAUUUUUAUAUUGGUAUGUUAAUGUACAGUAUUUACCCAAACCUGAUGGCUUUACUAAACUUAUAGGCAAAGUACAAUAUUCAAUUAGCCUAUUUAACCUAAGUUUUCCAAAACUAAUUUCUGGUCAGAACCGCACCAGUUAUUUGGCAUUAAACGUUUUGGGAGAAUUAAAAGCACCACAGCUUUGCUUGUUAUUGAGCUGAUGACAUGUACUGUUGUAGCAGAAGGCAUUACUUGUUAAAAAAUCAUGUUAUAAAUUGUCCUCGGAAAGUAAAACCAAAGAUACGCGACUACCACCUAUCGUCAUCAUUUCGAAAUUUGCGUUCCACCACAUUCUGGAGCCGGAUAUAUUGGUCCUCUCGCUGCUCCGUAGAUACAAAUUGCUUACCGAGAGAGAUUGUUGUUGUCAAAAUUUGAAGAGGGAGAUAGGAUUGUUAGCCGUUUCUUCCUCCUUUUUCGCUCUGAUCACUGACUGGACUAACACCGAAUUAGGAAGAGACGGGACACAGUCAUACACAAGACGGAGAGUGAAACCAGCCAGGGCACCGUAGCUGUCCCCUGGAGCGUGCCCACCGGCAGGGAGAAUGAGCUCAAAGGGGGGUGGCACUGCACUGUCCCGCCGUACCUACAGGCUGGCCUCCGACAGUGACAAGCCAAAGGUGGCAGGCAUUGUGAGUGAGAAGCUUCUGAGUGACUACCUACACCAUGUCUUCCCCUCCUCUGACAAGCAGAGUCAGCCAGCCGCAGCCUUCAGGAAGCCACUGACAUUUCAGGAUUUGGGCGCUCACCUGGAGAGGCUGCUGUCUGAUGGAGAGCCCACAGAUGACAACAGAGAUCAAGCUGUGGAUGGUCGCCUUGGCCCCUCGACUGUUGUCCUGGACCAUACCAGCGGCUUUGAGGGGUUGUUGCUGGUAGACGAUGAUCUCCUCGGGGUAAUUGGCCACAGCAAUUUCAGCUCCAUCAGAGCCACAACCUGUGUUUUUAAAGGAAAGUGGACCUACGAGGUGCUCAUUUCCUCUCAGGGGUUGAUGCAGAUCGGCUGGUGCACGCUGAACUGCAGGUUUAACCAGGAGGAGGGAGUGGGCGACACACCCGACUCAUAUGCUUAUGAUGGAAACAGGGUACGCAAGUGGAAUGUCACCACCACCAACUAUGGCAAGUCUUGGGCUGCUGGGGACAUUGUAAGCUGUUUGAUAGACCUGGAUGAGGGGACAAUAUCAUUUUGCCUUAAUGGGCAGUCCCUGGGCGCAGCCUUCAGUAACAUCAAGAUGGGCCCAGGCAUGGCCUACUUCCCAGCAAUCAGCCUGUCCUUCAAAGAAUCAGUGGCGUUCAACUUUGGCAGCCGCCCUCUCCGAUAUCCUGUAGAGGGGUACAUGCCCUUGCAGAACCCACCCACCGCUGACCUCCUCAAAGCACAAAAGCUUCUGGGAUACAUCAAGAAUGUGCUGUCCACCAGAAUAGACGUGCAGGAGGGGAAGCUGGUGGAGAAGGAUAGCUCAGCCUGGCAGCUGCAGGGGGAGCCCACAGUGUUGGUGACACUGGCACAUGUCUUCAACUACUUCGCCCCUCUCAUGUGUAAGGUCUACAUAGUGGAAGAUGUCCUUAUGAAUUUUCUGCUGAGUAUUUUAGAGGGGGGUGGCUCAGUGGAUGAACACCCCCUCAUUCAGCAGCUCCUGGAUCUCUUUUGGCUGCUGAUGGAAGAUUAUGAGGUGAACGAAUGCCUGAAGCAGCUGAUGAUGUCCCUCCUCAGGGCCUACAGAUUCUCUCCCAUCAUCCCUGACUUGGGCUUCCAGAUCCAUUAUCUGCGCCUAACGACUGCUAUCCUUCGACAUGAGAAAUCUAGGAAGUACCUUCUAAGCAAUGUGUUGUUCGACGUUCUGCGCUCUGUGGUAUUCUUCUUCAUCAAGACCCCCUUGCGGGUCAAGGAGGCCGGCCUGGAGGAGCUCAUUCCUACCACCUGGUGGCCAAGUCGCUUUGACAAGGAGGGGAAGGAUGAGAGGGAGUCAAGAGAAGAGAGUGCUGAGGAAAGACUGAGGCGCAGGGCCUAUGAGAGGGGCUGCCAGCGCCUGAGGAAGAGGAUUGAAGUGGUGGAGGAGCUGCAAGUGAAGAUUCUCCAGCUAAUGCUGAAUAACAAGGACAAAGGGACGGGUGAAGCCUCCCGGUAUAUCUUCCUUAAUAAAUUCCGCAAGUUCUUACAAGAGAACGCCAGCAACAGAGGGAAUCCUACAGUGCUGUGCCCUCCUGAGUACAUGGUGUGUUUCUUGCACCGCCUCAUUACUGCUGUCAGGAGCCUCUGGGAUGAGGGCAAAAGGAAGAUCCCAGGGUGUGUGAGCAGCGAAGAGGCCUACGUUCCUCCUCAGCUGUUUUACAAUGGCAAGGUGGAUUACUAUGACCUGCAGAGAUUGGGCGGCCUUCUCUCCCACCUUAAGAAAACCCUCAAAGAUGACCUGGCCACCAAAGCCAAUAUCAUAAUUGACCCAUCGGAGAUCCAAUCCACGUCAAUGGAUGACCUGGAUGAGGAUGAAGACAGUGGUGCAGCACAGAGGCCAUUCGGGGCAGCUGCAAUGGGGGCAGCCUUGGCGCGGCCCAGCUGGCUGAGCUCCCCCACUCUGGGCAGAGCUAACCGCUUCCUCAGCACUGCUGCAGUCAGCCUCAUGACCCCACGGCGACCCCUUGCCCCACCAGAGAAGGUCAAAGUGCGCACCUUGGCAGUAGAGCAGAGGACUGAGGAGGACAUUGAGGGCAGUCAUGGUAAUGAUGGACUAUUGCUUGGGCGACCACCAGAAGAGCCGGAGCAACCAAUAGCUGAGAAGUCCCUCCUGGAGAUCUUGGAUGGUAUCAUCAUGAUGUACAACUUGAGUGUGCACCAACAACUGGGCAAGAUGGUGGUGGUGUCAGAUGAUGUCCAUGAAUAUGCGGUGGCCCUGAAGGACACUGAGGAGAAGAUUGCUCGCUGCCCAAGUAGAAGACAUGACAUUCUGGAGGAGCUUCAGAAGAGCCAGAAGGUUUUUGCUGAGAAGUUGAACCACUUGAGCCGCAGACUAGCCUGGAUUAAUGCUACCAUUUACUCCAAAGAGAAGAUGCUGGAUGUGUACUGGCUGCUCCAAGUCUGUAUCCGCACCAUAGAGCACGCCGACAACACCGGCUCCCUGUUUGCAUUCACCCCGGAGUUCUAUCUUAAUGUGGCCAUGAACAGCUACAGCGCACUCAAGAACUACUUCAGCCCUUCCAACAGCAUGGAGGAGCUGCCAGGUUAUGAGGACACACUUACCCAGCUUGCUGCUAUCUUAGCCAAACAUUUUGCAGACCCCCGCAUUGUAGGAACAGAUAUAAAGGACUCUUUGAUGCAGGCACUGGCCAGCUAUGUGUGCUAUCCCCAGUCCCUAAAAGCAGUGGAGAGAAUCUCAGAGGAACAGCGAGUGGCCAUGAUGAAGAACCUGCUGGCCCCCUAUGAACAGAGACCCUGGGCACAGACCAACUGGAUCCUGGUGCGACUUUGGAGGGGCUGUGGAUUUGGCUACAGGUACACACGAUUGCCUCACCUGUUGAAAACCAAACCUGAGGAUGCAAACCUACCCAGCCUGCAGAAGCCCUGUCCCUCCCUUCUGCUCCAGAGACACAUGGCAGAGCUGUUGAGCCAAGACAAGGAGAUGGCUGCCAGUUUCCUCAACAGCGUCCUCAACCAGCUCAACUGGGCCUUCUCCGAGUUCAUAGGCAUGAUCCAGGAGAUCCAGCAGGCUGCGGAACGCCCUGAGCGCAACUUUGUGGACACGCGCCAGCUAAAAGUGUGUGCCACCUGCUUCGACCUGUCCGUCAGCCUGCUGCGUGUGCUGGAGAUGACCGUAACUCUGGUGCCAGAAAUCUUCCUGGAUUGGACCCGUCCUUCUGCAGAACUGCUGCUGCGGCGACUAGCACAGUUGUUAAACCAAGUGCUGAACCGCGUGACCGCAGAGAGGAAUCUCUUUGACAGGGUUGUCAACCUGCGGCUGCCAGGGCUGGAGAGUGUAGAUCACUACCCUAUCCUGGUGGCUGUGACUGGGAUUCUGGUGCGCCUUCUUGUGGAUGGUGAUAGUCAGUGGGUGUCCAGAGCUGGAGCGGUGCUGCUGUCUGACCCGUGUUUCCAGCUGCACUCCAUUCAGCACCUCCUGGGAGACAAAGAGCCACCCUGUGCUGGGGCACCCCUCCCUCCUGGUGACCGCAAGCACUUCUCCCUGCACACCUACACAGACUAUAUCAGCGUGGAGGAACAGCAGAAGGUGGAGCAGAUGCUGGCCUUUCUGACAGAAGAGUCCAAGCAGGCAGCAGCCAGCGCAGCACCCACCAGCGAAGAGGACCUGUGUCCUAUCUGCUACGCCCAUCCCAUCUCUGCUGUCUUCAAGCCCUGCUCCCACAAGUCAUGCAAAGCCUGCAUCAACCAGCACUUGAUGAACAAUAAGGACUGCUUUUUCUGCAAGGCCACAAUCACUGGAGUGGAGGACUACAACAAGCCAGCAUCCUCUUAGCACUGCGGCCCCUCUCCCUCAGCACCUGCCCAGGACAAGGGGCAAUGAACACACACACAUCAAGACUUGAGGAAACUGAACACCUGCUCAUAUUGACCGCUAACUUUGGGUACCAUUUUACGCUUCUCCUUGGGUCCCGUUUUAGUCACAAAUUCUGAAUCCUCUCCAAGGAAAAGUAAGAGUUGUUUUAUGGUCAAAACUCAUAAUUAAAUUACAGCCAUCUAA